Saxophila tyrrhenica is the source of this 2961-nucleotide messenger RNA. RefSeq lists its product as uncharacterized. Bases 1 to 2961 code for a protein of 986 amino acids. The record is from RefSeq and is a predicted model, not a curated record. NCBI's taxonomy places the organism in Eukaryota, Fungi, Ascomycota, Dothideomycetes, Mycosphaerellales, Extremaceae. Gene Ontology annotation, biological process: transmembrane transport. Gene Ontology annotation, molecular function: transmembrane transporter activity. The transcript has a single exon.
AUGAGCGGCCGAGAGAAUCUCUCGCCACCAUGGGAUGGGAACUCUCCAGCAAUGUCCGAGAACGUAUCACCACAGAGUGGAGAGGCGUCCAACUCGAAUGUUUCGCCACAGAACGGCGUCACGUCGAGCUCUGGAAAUAGCCAACCCGGCAGUGCUGGGGCAGCACGGCCAAGGGAGAAGAAGCGGGUUGGAUGGAGUGGACCAGACUCUGCAGAAAGAAGCCGCCGGGUGAGCUGGAUGAAUGCGGAGGGGGAGGAAGAGGCACCUCCCAUAUCCGUGACCACAUAUGAUCCACCUUCCGAUGACUUUGGCAUCGCGCACUCUAGAAGCGACAGCGAGGAUCUGCUGAGCCCAUCCAAAUCCCAUCUUCCAGCAUUGUCGCCGCAGCAAACGCAGGAACUUCAUCAAGUGCUCGGUCAGACCCUGGGUGUUCCCGAAUCACCACGACCUCCGCCGCCGCCAAUCACACGUGCUUCGAAGCCUCGUCCGGCGAUCAGAAGGGCCGUGUCUACUCCGCCGGAACAUUCUAGCUCGCCGGAAGAUGAUCUGGACCAGCACACCGAUGACGGUCAGCGAGCACAUCGCCAGGCACGGAUGCGGGAGGCCUUUGAGCGAGGUAAGCGAUUGGAGCAUGCUGAGCGAUCAGCACCUACCUCCAGGCACACUUCGCCGCAGCGCCACGGGCGAAGGGACGAUGACAUAGAAAUGGAAUCUUGGCAGCCCAAGGACGAGCAUUCCGAGGAGGAAGACGAUGACGAUGCGGGGCUGGAGAUGCCAGCGUUGAAGCGGCAGAAACCAAUCGAGCACUACGAAGCGCACAAUUUGGUCCGGCGACACACACGGGCUCAGCGGCCGCCCUCAGGACAUGGCAGCGAUACACCACCUCCUGCUUACCGGUCAGGUGUCGUCACGCCCACCGAACUCGAACCGGAAGACUAUCGGCCUGCUCCAAGAGAGUACCGUGGCGGCAUCCUUGGAUCGCUGCUCAAGCUCUACAAUGAGCCACAAGAGCGUAGCAGUAGUCAUGGACGGAGCCACAGCCGGACAAGAUCAGGAUGGUUCCAUAGUGCGGACAAUACUCCAAACACCAGUACCACGCCUACACCACAACACUCUCCUCCCGCCUCUGGAUCAGUCACUCCGACUGGCGGCAGCGGUAGUCCCAAGAACUGGUUCCGGAAGCACAAUAACCACUCCAGUACAUCGUUGGCUCAACUGGUCGGGAACUCUGCAUCGCUCGGCUCGCCAGUUGUGUCUGGACUGGGCGAGCAGGUGACACGACGACUGAAGGAGCAGAAGCAUGCCGCGAAACAAGCCGCCAAACGGCCGGGAAUGGGCGUGAAGACCCACAGCUCCAAUGCUCUCGCUGCUUUGAACCGCGUUGCCCGUGGCCAGAAGCUGGAGGAGGAAAUUCGAAUUACCGUCCACAUCGCCGAAACGAUUGCGCGUCAGCGGUAUCUGAUGCGUCUAUGUAGAGCAUUGAUGCAGUAUGGAGCGCCCACACAUCGCUUGGAGGAGUACAUGCGGAUGAGCGCCCGGGUGUUGGAGAUUGACGCCCAGUUUCUCUACAUUCCUGGCUCGAUGAUCAUGUCGUUCGACGAUCCUGCUACGCACACCACCGAGGUCAAGCUGGUACGGGUAGCACAGGGGCUGGAUCUGGGCAAGCUUAGGGAUGUUCACGAGACGUACAAGGAUGUGGUGCACGACAAGAUUGGGGUGGAGGAGGCAACAAACCGCCUCAAGGAGAUCAUGAACCGAAAGGACAAACACAGUCGUUGGCUGCGAAUACCCGUCUAUGGCUUCGCAGCUGUAUGCGUCGGACCGUUCGCCUUCCAAGCACGCCUCAUCGACCUACCGAUCGCAUUCAUUCUGGGCUGCAUCCUCGGGUUUCUCCAACUCAUCGUCUCGCCAGCCUCAGACCUCUACGCCAACGUCUUCGAGAUCGUCGCGACGGUCAUCACUUCCUUCCUCUCCCGAGCUUUUGGCAGCAUCCCCUCCCAAGACGGCGGCUAUAUCUUCUGCUUCUCCGCCCUCGCCCAAUCCUCCAUCGCUCUGAUUCUACCCGGCUACAUAGUCCUGUGUGCCUCGCUAGAACUGCAGAGCAAAUCCAUCGUCGCCGGCAGCAUCCGCAUGGUCUACGCCGUCAUCUACACCCUCUUCCUCGGCUACGGCAUCACCAUCGGCACCGCCAUCUACGGCAUCAUCGACGGCAACGCCAGCUCGCAGACCGAAUGCACCAAUCCCAUCCCGGGCCACUGGAUCUUCUUCUUCGUCCCCGGCUUCACCCUCUGCCUCAUCAUCAUCAACCAGGCGAAAUGGAAGCAGGCGCCCGUCAUGCUCGUCAUCGCCUUCGCCGGCUACCUCGUCAACUACUUCUCCGCCAAACGCUUCGCCGGCAACACCCAGGUCAGCAACACCCUCGGCGCGCUGGCGAUCGGCGUCAUGAGCAACCUCUACUCCCGCAUAGGUAGCCGGGUGGAAAACAUGGCUCUGGACGUCUGGGAAGACGUGCUACGCCCCCACUGGAAGCGCUUCCGCAAGGUCGUCUUCGGCGUGCACGGCAGGAAGAAGAGCGCCAAGAGCCUCGAAGACGGCACAGCAAAGAGCGGCGACAAUGAGUCCAUGUUCAAGCGGCAGACUCGCAGGGUAGGCUACAGCCUCGCAGCUGCAGCGAUGCUGCCCGCCGUCUUCGUGCAGGUGCCUAGUGGGCUGGCGGUUAACGGCUCGCUGGUUUCGGGCAUUGCGUCGGCGAACCAGAUCGUGGGCAAUGCGACGAAUGGGACGCAGGUGCUGAACAGCUCGACGAUUGCCGUGGGCUCGGAUUCGCCGUUGAACAGCCUGGCGUUCAAUGUGAGUUAUUCGGUGAUUCAGGUGGCGAUUGGGAUUACGGUCGGCUUGUUCUUGAGCGCGAUUGUGGUGUAUCCGUUUGGGAAGCGGAGGAGUGGGCUGUUUAGCUUGUGA